CUGUCGCGUCAAGAUUAAGAUCUAGAAUCAGCUGGUGUUGCUAUUAUUUGUGUCAGUCUUCAGUGUCAGUGUUUUGAGACGUCUUGACUGUGAAUUGUGUAAAAGUGUACUUAGCAAAAUGGGAGAUACAGAUAGAGGAGAACUGAUAGUGCUGCAACAAGAACUGGAAUGGGUACUCAAUGAAGAAGUUCCACGUGUGUUCAACUUGAUCAUGCAAGUUCUGAAGGAGGGAGCUGGCCAUUUCCCAAUGCCUUUAUGUGGAUCUGAUGCACCAAUCAAGCAGGAAAAGUUUAUUAUGUCAACAGCAGCACACAGCACACAGGACCAAGUGAAGUGUGUUGUGACUGUGACUGGUGAUACUAUAAGUCAGGCAGAUAUCAACAUGAAGGCAGCAAAGCACCAGCACCAGCUUCACCGCACCAGUGUCACGCCUGAUGCUCCCUGGAGGAUACAACAGAUACAAGAUGCUGCCAACUUUUUGCAGAUGGCAAUGCAGUUUCUUCAAGGACUUGGAGUUAAAGCUUCACUCAGGACAAGCAGUGAAACACUCAAUAUUCUAAGUCAACUCAUCAAACUUCUGCAGAAGGGAAGGAGUAGCUUACUUAUUCCUCGAAAGAAAACGAUUGAUGAUCUCUUGUCCAGCAGGAAUAUGAAAUCCCUAACCCCACCACUUCCUGGGGACAUUGCCAUCAGUUUCUACCUGCAGGCCCACAAGCUGGUACUAGCCGUGUACCAUUUGUCUAGUACCAGCGGAACCAUGAAAUUUGAAAGUGUUCAGGCAGAAUGUUCUAUGCCGUGGCUUACCCCUGUAUUGGUUUGCUUCACCACAGCCCUGCAUCUUGCCCAUCAGCUCCGAGAUAAAAUUGCUGUGUUCUCUCAGUUCAAGGAUUUUACUCCUGAUUCCUGCAGUGUGUCAACUGUAUCCUGCUAAACUAUACACACACACACACACAAACACACAACACACACACACACACACACACACACACACACACACACACACACACACACACACACACACACACACACACACUGCCAGUCACUGAAGAUGUUUCGUUAAGGAGCUCUGUUUGUAACUGGAAUAUUGAAUACUUAAGCUGAUUACAUAUGCUCUUCUCACUUAUCUUGUAGUAUACAGAGUGUAAAUAGAUUGUGAAUGGAGAACCAAAGAAACAAAUUUGUUGACACAAGUCAUGGAUUUUUAAAGUUGUAAGAGCCAUGAUAUAGUAGGCAUGUUUGAAUGGAAAGUGAGACAGUUUGGAAACUUAAUAAGGAACAAUGUGUGCAUGGAAAGAUCACUGGUAAAAGAAAUAACAGAGUGGAAAAAUAAUCAGUAUCUUAAUAAAGAUAAUUUGCAAAGAAAGCAUUUAUUAAUGAAAAUGAAGGUCCAUUUUGAACCCCCUUGUAAUGUAAAGGGUAGGAUGAAGGUGUGCAUGUGAAGGAAGAACAGGUUGAGGUGGAGUACUUGAACAUGUAAGAGGGGAGUGUUUGAAUGGCAAAUGGUAAUACAUGAUAAUUGAUAAAUCAAUAACUUAUAAUUGAUGACUAGCAAUCAAAUUGAUAACCAAUAAAUCCACCACCUGAUAACCAAUAAAUCCAAAAUUCCAAUACUAUUUAUAAUUACAUUGCUAUUUCAAAUGGAAAAAAAGUUAUAAUUCCAAACGUUUAGAUUUAUCUUUAUCUUAGAAAACAAAAAAUCUUGGGGAUAAAAAAUAAAAUUCACUGGUAAUCAGGUCUUUUCACUAAUUAAAAAUGUUAUUUCAAGUCAAAAUAAUUACAUUUGAUUUUGAAAAUAGUAAUUUCAUCAUGUUAAUUUUCCAAAGACUAGAAUGAUCAAUCAUCACUCGUUUGGAACCAGAAUUAUUGCCAAUAAUGAUGAAUCAAUAAGAGAAAAAAAUCAUUAUAACCAUCAUCAUAAAUUAUUGAGAUAAUUCAUCUGGAUACAAGCUGAAUCCAUGAACACAUUCCUAUGAAGACUAUGAAGAUAGUCAUCUGUAUAUUAGAUUAAAAUUCCUAAUAUAUAUAUAUGCAUGUAAGUAUAUUAUUCAAAUGAUCCAGUGUAUAUAGUUUUGUCCUUAUUUCUUGAUAGAAUUCUAAUUUGUAUAUAUUACAGUAAUUUGCUCUCAAGAUGCAUAUAAAGUUGGAGUUGGAAAUUAUAUAUGAAAAUUCAUUACUAAUCUCAUGUACACAAUUUUGUUCUUAUUUCUUGAUAAAUUUUAUUUUAUAUAGCUUUAUUAUAUAUUUGUGCCCUAUAGUAUACUUAACAUUCUUGUAUUGUGCAGCAGACUUGAGUACUUGCUGCUCUUACAGCAUGUAUUUAUUGCAUAUAGUAGUACUAUGUGCUUAUUCCAGUGUUGUGAUGUACCCACAGAGUCAAAUUAUUAUCAGUGGUGUUACUGACUAUCAUAUUGCUUAAAUGUUCUACUUAAUGUUACUUGUGAUAUGUAAAGAAAUGUGUUAAGUAAAUCCCCAAUAUAU
Portunus trituberculatus (swimming crab) is the source of this 2478-nucleotide messenger RNA. RefSeq names its product protein rogdi-like (gene rogdi). The record is from RefSeq and is a predicted model, not a curated record. NCBI's taxonomy places the organism in Eukaryota, Metazoa, Arthropoda, Malacostraca, Decapoda, Portunidae. Gene Ontology annotation, cellular component: RAVE complex. The transcript is spliced from 7 exons. Bases 119 to 931 code for a protein of 270 amino acids.